UGGGACAGCUCCCUUGCAGAGCAGGGGGACUUGGCCUGGGAGGUCUUCAACUUCCCUUCCCGCCCUUGCUUUCGGGGAGUCCCAUGACUUGCUGUGUGACCUUCAGGGUGGGAGGAAGGGUUGCGAAUUUGGGCGAGGCUCUCAAGGCUCAGGAAGGAAAGUAUGAUGGCUGCUUAAAAAAAAAUAGCUGAGUUGCUGCUUGAAAAAAAAAAAGCGUAAACCAACGAAAAAGAAAACCUGCUGGCUAAGAGCCCACCCCACUGGUGGGGGCAGCCUGGGCUCUUCGGGGCUGGGCAGGCGGGCGGGAGGAGGUAGGUGUGUCUGGAUGGCAGCCGUGUGUGGGAGAGACUUCACCUGGCUUCCUCGCUGUCUCCUGUUCCAGCCCAGCCUUUCCUGUGAUCCUCUGGGGGUUGGAGAGCUGACCUUAGUGGGUGCCUCCUUGAUGCUGAAUACCUUCAUUUUCUCCUCCCAGUGCUUCUCCAGGGAAGGCACAAUGCUUCCCACAUUAGGGUUGAGAAAGGUUGGCUCUGAGGAGUGAACUUAUUUCUGGGAGUCACACAGCUCCUAAGGGGAGGGGCUGCCGUUCAAAUAUUGGGGACUGCAGGGUUCACGCUUCUGGGGGGGGUGCCCGUGGAGAAUGCUGGAGCUCCACGCUGCGGGCCUAGGGAGGCCAUGGCCCCAGCGCCCUGUCAGUGCCUGUUGGGUUGGGUUACAGCACCCCUCUGUGGGCACAGCUGGCCCUGUGGUGAACUCAGCUGUGCACUGGCAAGGGUAGAAGGUAAGGAGGGACCUUAGUUCAUCUCAUUUCUCCUAACCUCUGCCCCAGCCUGACCCUGAUAACCAGUUCCUGAUCUCUGGGCCUCCUCCCAAAUGUCCCCAUUACUCCAUCUCCCAGUAAGCCUUCAUUAGCCUCAGCUGCAGUCUCAACACUCGCUUCAGCCUGGUCCUGACCCACGGCCUCAGUUGUGACCUCUCCUGAUUCCAUCUCCUGGGAUGAGGCUGGAGUGCUCAUCCGAGCCUCCCUCCCUCUGUUGGACCUUCCCUCCCUGCCUUCCUCCCUUCCUUUCUCUUUUCUUUUCUGUCCUUUUUUUCCCCCCUUUCCCUUUCCACAGGUUCUUGCUCUGUCACCCAGCCUAGAGUGCAGGGGCACAAUCAUGGCUCACUGCAGCUUCAAGCUCCUGGUCUCAAGCCAUCCUCCCGUCUCAGCCUCCCACAUAGCUGGACUACAGGGCUCUGGAGGCCACGGGCAUGAUGCUUCAGGUCCUGGUGGGGGCUGUCCUCCCUGCCAUGCUGCUGGCUGCCCCACCGCCCAUCAACAAGCUGGCACUGUUCCCGGACAAGAGUGCCUGGUGCGAGGCCAAGAACAUUACCCAGAUCGUGGGCCACAGUGGCUGUGAGGCCAAGUCCAUCCAGAACAGGGCGUGCCUAGGACAGUGCUUCAGCUACAGCGUCCCCAACACCUUCCCACAGUCCACAGAGUCCCUGGUUCACUGUGACUCCUGCAUGCCAGCCCAGUCCAUGUGGGAGAUUGUGACGCUGGAGUGCCCGGGCCAUGAGGAGGUGCCCAGGGUGGACAAGCUGGUGGAGAAGAUCCUGCACUGUAGCUGCCAGGCCUGCGGCAAGGAGCCCAGUCACGAGGGGCUGAGUGUCUAUGUGCAGGGCGAGGACGGGCUGGGCUCUCAGCCUGGUGCCCACCCUCACCCCCAUCCCCACCCCCACCCUGGCGGGCAGACCCCUGAGCCCGAGGACCCUCCUGGGGCCCCCCACACGGAGGAAGAGGGGGCUGAGGACUGAGGCCCCCCGAUUCUUCCUCCCCUCUCAUCCCCCUGUGGAGUUUUGGGUCUCACCCUCCUGGGAGGAGUCGGGGGAGAGGCUGAAGCCCCCCUUUGGCACUGGAUGGACUUGGAUUCAGACUUGGACUUGGAUUCAGACUCGGACUUGGAAUGCUGCCCGGUUGCCAUGGAGAUCUGAAGGGGAGGGGUUGGAGGCAAGCUGCACAAUUUAAUAUAUUCAAGAGUGGGGGGAGGAAGCAGAGGUCUUCAGGGCUCUUUUUUGGGGGUGUCUCUUCCUGUCUGGCUUCUAGAGAUGAACCUAUGGGAGAGGGAGGAAGUUGGCUAAGCCGCUGAGUCAGGGGGAAGGCCAUCCAAGAUGGCGUGAACCAGGCUAAGGUGUGUGGGGGUGCAGAUGGUCCUGCCGAGGUUUGGCGCUUAGGGUGAGCAUCUUGCAAGCCUCAGCCUUGAGGGAGGGGCUGGGCUAGAAAGACCGCUGGCAGAAACAGGAGGCUCCAGCUCCACAGGCUUCCCCCAAGGCCCCUCACCCCACUCCCCAUCCCCAGAGAAGCACUGCCCCAAUGGCACUGAAGUGGCCCUUCCUCAGCGGAGGGGUUUGGGAGUCAGGCCUGGGCAGGACCCUGCUGACUUAUGGUGCUGGAGCUGGGCGCCAGGCUCUCUGGGCCUUUCUCUGGCUGUCUUGGCUUGCCUGGUGGGGGAAGGGGAGGAGAGGAAGGAGGAGAGGGAGGAGUCUUCCAAGGUCAGAGGGAGGCGGACAACUCCCCCCAGACAAUCCCCGAAGAUGAGCAUCCCCCUCCUCUCCCUGUUAGAAACGUUAGUGUACCCCCACUGUCCCCCAAGUUCUAGGCCCCCCAGAAAGCUGUUGGAGCGGGCCCCUUCUCCCAGGGAUGCUCUUUCUAAAUAUCGGAUGGGUAUGGGAGUGAGGGGUUACCUCCCUUGCCCCAAGGUUCCAGAGGCCCUAGGUAGGAUGGGCUUGGGCUGAGCCUCGAGGAACUCCAGGACAAGGAUGACGUCUGGCUUGCGGGCUCUCUGUAGCUCCCCAGUUCUGCCUGCCUCCUCCCUCCCAGCUGCACUUUAACCCUAGGUGGGUGGGGACCUGGGGGGAGGGGCAGGGCAGGCAGGCCGUGAAGAAAGCCCCUCUGUGCCCAGAACUGCCUGCGUCUGCUCUUCUGUGCCAGCCCACUGCCUCCUGCCUGGCGUGUCCCAGCUCUCCUGGCUGUUGCGACUCGGGCUUCUGGAGCUUGUCACCAUUGGCUGGUCUCCCUGACGGACCCUCAGUCUUCUUAUGAAUAAAUUCCUUCAACGCC
Callithrix jacchus (white-tufted-ear marmoset) is the source of this 3097-nucleotide messenger RNA. NCBI's taxonomy places the organism in Eukaryota, Metazoa, Chordata, Mammalia, Primates, Cebidae. The record is from RefSeq and is a predicted model, not a curated record.